Molecule: messenger RNA, 862 nt
Organism: Bactrocera latifrons
Lineage: Eukaryota; Metazoa; Arthropoda; Insecta; Diptera; Tephritidae
Product: lysozyme-like
Exons: 3
Coding region: 208-669 (153 amino acids)
Molecular function (GO): lysozyme activity
Source: RefSeq, a predicted model, not a curated record
UUCGUGUGUCUGCCUCAGUUGUUUAAAAAACGCGAGCGUGAGAAGACUGCUAGCGGAACAGGAAAACCAAAUCGCGCUUAACCAGCCAGCUCCCAGUGUAGUGCUAUAUAUUGACUUAACGCAUAAUUUACACACCUACAUAAUCGAUAAAAACAUUUUAUUACCUUUAUACGAAUAAAAACUAAAAUUAAAAAAUCUAAAUAAACAAUGGCCAACACCUACUACGGUAAAUAUUUGAUUGCUGCGCUGCUUUGCGUGGGCUUUGCUAUGCUGAUCAAUGCACAGGAAAAACCGGUCACCGAYAUUUGUCUGGGGUGCAUUUGCGAGGCCAUCAGCGGUUGCAAUCGUACGACCACUUGUACUGGCGGSGUCUGUGGCCUCUUCCGCAUCACUUGGCCCUACUGGUCUGAUGGUGGUAAGCUGACGUUGAAUGGCGAAUCCCCAGAUUCGGAAACAGCAUACCCGAACUGCGUAAAUGACCCCUACUGCGCUGCGAAUACCAUACAGAAUUAUAUGACUAAGUAUGCACAGGAUUGCAAUGGCGACAACCAAGUGGAUUGCUUUGAUUAUGCGGCCAUACACAAGCUGGGCGGCUACGGCUGCAAGGGCGAAUUGGGCUACAACUAUCAGAACACGUUGUCGAACUGCUUGAAUCUGUUUCAGGGUUAAAUAACUAAACAUUUAAAAAGUAAAGUAAAAUUAAAAGUAAAUAGCAGGUUACUCAUUAUUUCGGCUUGCUUUUAUUUUAAUUACAUUUAUUUARAUUCUUCGAGAAGCUUUACUGUAAUAUCAAGUAUGAAUUUCAUUUUAUUUUAAACUAAUCGUAUGACAUUUAUUAAUAAAUAAUUUUAUUUCUAUAAAA